This is a messenger RNA of Manihot esculenta (cassava), 594 nucleotides long. RefSeq names its product auxin-induced protein 15A-like. The record is from RefSeq and is a predicted model, not a curated record. Gene Ontology annotation, biological process: response to auxin. Lineage: Eukaryota; Viridiplantae; Streptophyta; Magnoliopsida; Malpighiales; Euphorbiaceae. Bases 18 to 320 code for a protein of 100 amino acids. The transcript has a single exon.
UUCGUCCAUAACGAAAUAUGGGUUUCCGUCUACCUGCUAUUCUUCGUGCUAAGCAAAUUCUUCAGAGGUCUCCUUCUGGAAACCAAACAGCUUCAGCAGCCAGGGAUGUGCCAAAAGGCUACCUUGCAGUCUAUGUAGGAGAAAAGCAGAAGAAGCGGCGAUUUGUGAUUCCAGUAUCAUAUUUGAACACACCUUCAUUUCAAGACUUAUUAAUCCAAGCUGAAGAAGAAUUUGGAUAUGAUCAUCCAAUGGGUGGUCUUACAAUUCCCUGCUGUGAAAGAAUGUUUAUUGAUGUCAUUUCUUGCUUAAAUUGUUCAUGAAGCGGAACAUUGAACACAAUUUUGUAAAGGGUGGAGUUACAAUGUACAAUGUACACAAAAAGCAUUAGCAUUAAUCAAUUAUUUUUCAUUCCUUCAAGACUGUUAUAGAUUUUGUUCUGCAAUUUUCUUUUGCAUGAAUUUCCUGCUGCAGUACAAAUACUUUUUGCUUCACCAGAAUAAGGAAUCGUUGUAAUUUUCCUACAUUGUCCACAAGCCCUUAAGAAUCUCUAGCAACCAUGCAAAUUCUUCAUUCAAUGCAAAAUAUUUCUGAUUC